Lotus japonicus is the source of this 629-nucleotide messenger RNA. RefSeq lists its product as uncharacterized. NCBI's taxonomy places the organism in Eukaryota, Viridiplantae, Streptophyta, Magnoliopsida, Fabales, Fabaceae. The record is from RefSeq and is a predicted model, not a curated record. Bases 57 to 449 code for a protein of 130 amino acids. Gene Ontology annotation, molecular function: DNA binding. The transcript has 3 exons.
CAACAACUGGGUUUGAAAUUUGAAGAUUCUGGAUUACUGGUUGAGGUUGAAGCAGGAUGGCGAUGGAGGGAGUGCAAAACAAUCCAAUUCAGCUGUCCAGUGACUCCGAAGAUGAUGAGAUUGAGGUUAUUGCCUGGGAUGUCCCCCUGACUAGGCAUAAGGCAUCAGGAAAGCAAGCUUUGGGCAUUCCAGCAAGGGUGGUUAGAGCUUGUCUCAUGCAGAGGCCACAUAUUGUCUCAGUUGAGAUCGAUGGUGAUUACGAGCGUCUGGAGGACUGGGAUUUGUUGUGGACUCAUGACAGGACAACACAGUGCAUGUUUGGCCAUGGAUGGUACAAGUAUGUUGUGGAGAAACAACUACGUGAGGGUGACGAAGUCAGCUUUGUGAAACAUCCACAUUUGCUCCAGUUUCUUGUUACCAUUACCCGACGAGAAGAAUUGGGACUCUGAAGAUGUUUCAGGGCAUGAGUCCUUUAAGUUCAUCUUGUCUUUCCUUUUUUUUUUUUCAUGUAACCAUGUAAGCUAAGGUCAUGUAGUGUUGUCACAGGGGCGAAGGCACCGGGGUGGCUCACCGGUGCCGCCGCGCCCCCCACAUUUUACAUUUUCAUCCUAAAAUAUGUAUAUUUUUCA